CACUUGAUAAUGGCAAAGCGGCUAUCUAGUAUAGUAUAUCAGAUAUCUGUGGAUAUAUAUUAAAUUGUAUAUUUUUUUUAUUAGUAUUGUAUUUUUUUUUACUAUUGGAACAACAGUUGAACAGCAGCUGCUCCGCAACCGUAAUACUUGCUAUGUUUAUUCUGAUAUUUUAUGAUUUGUAGGCUCGUACCCCUCCGGUCUGGCAUGCAUCGUAGCCUCCAUCUGUUAGUAUAAGAUUUUCACUAUUUCACUCAUUCGUUUACCUAAAAUGUGGAUUUGAACUGCUAUCGAAUGCUGAAAUUGUACUAAAAACAACACGGACAUCGAUAUCAAAUUAUAAUGGAGAAACAUACAGAUAUACAAAACAAGAAUAUUUUAAUUCAGACUGAUUACGAUCAAAAAUUAGUAAAAUAUGAUGUCUGUAUUAAAAAAGAGGUGGAAGAUAACAAUGAAUGCACACAAGAAGAAUUAAUUGAUUUUGGAUACAAUAAUGACGAUUAUAAAAAUGACAACAUUAAUUUUUGUAUUCUUGAUAGAGAAACAAAAUGUAUAAACAAGAAUGAUCAAAUAAUUAAAAUUGAAAAAGAUGUGACGGUAAUUAACGGUUAUGUAUUUAAAACCGAAAUGGAAAUAGAAAUGCCAAAUUAUGGAGUCCAUCCAAUAGAAAAUGUUAGUAAUCAUCAUGUCACUGUUGAAGAACAGAUGCAUAAUGGUGAAAAUGAAUACCAGUGUAUUAUAUGUGAUAAAUGUUUUCAUGACAAAUACAAUUUAGAAGUUCACAAAUCACUUCAUGCAAAUAUCAAGAAAUUUAAAUGUACUACUUGCGAUGAGCAGUUCCUUGAAUUGAAUGAUCUUAAAAACCAUUUGAUAUCUCAUAUAGAUAAUAAUAUAAAAUUGCUUGAAAAUCAAUUUAUUCAACAAGGGUGUAAUGAUGUUGGUGAAUGUAAUAGUAAUUUAUGUAAUAACAUUAUUAUGCUGGACGGAUUAAAGACAAGUCAUUCUGAAGGCAGUGUUCCAAUUCAAAAGAGAACAAUCAACAAAAUAAUGCUAGAGUUUUCAGUAGAAAUUGAACAACUCAAUAUUGAAAAUAAUUUAUCAACCAAAGCUUGUGACAUCAAUUCAAAAAAUUGUGUUGAUUCAUAUUUAUCUAUUGGAAACGCAGUUAAUUCUUGUGCUCCAGGAAAUAGUGAAUAUUAUGUUAGUUUGGAUGAAUCAUACACUGUAAGUUCAGUUGAUCAAAAAGAAUAUAAAAAUGAUGAAGAGUAUAAAUGCGCUAAAUGUAGUACAUUUUUUCAUGAUCGUCCAAGUAUUAUAGAACACCUUAAACCUCAUAUAGAUCAAUGUACCAACUGUUGCAAGUACAUUGGUAAUCAGAUUUCUUGUAAAUAUCCUGUUAGCAUCCAAUCAGGUACACCAAUAUAUUUUGAAUGUGAUGAAUGUUACAAUGGAUUUUAUACACUCAAGAGCUUUGGAAAAUAUCCAAGUGCUCCAAGUAAUAAAGAAAAAAACAGACCAUACAAAUGUGAUGUUUGUCUAAAAACAUAUAUACAUUCAUAUCACUUAGCUGCUCAUCAACGGUUACAUAAAGGUGAGAGACCAUACCAAUGUAAUGUUUGUGAUAAACGUUUUCACGCCAGAUUUAAUUUAGAAGCCCACAGAUUUUCGCAUCAAAAUAUCAAGAGAUUUGAAUGUUUUUUGUGUUCAAAAAAGUUUCUCAAUUUAACUUAUCUCAAAAUCCAUAUGUUGUCUCAUGACUUUGAAAAACAUAAAUGCUACAUAUGUGGUAAAGAAUUUGAAUCGUUGAAUUCUUUGAAGAAACAUCAGGAUCGUCAUUCCGGAUACAAACCAUACAAAUGUAUUGAAUGUGGAAAGUCAUUUUCAAUUCAUAAAUCCCUUGUACAACAUUUAAAAAGACAUAGUGGUUUAAAACCAUACAAGUGUACUCUCUGUGAUGUAAGUUGUAGCACGUUUUUUGAUUUUAAGUGCCAUAAGAGAGUACAUAAAGGAGAAAAGCCAUAUAAAUGUGAUAUUUGCGGAGAUCAGUUUACUCAAUUGACUGAAUGGAAAAGACACAAGAAAACACAUUAUGAUAAUAAAAGUUUUGAAUGCGACAAGUGCCACAAAAAGUUUGCUAGUAAAACUGGUGUCAAAGAUCAUUUGAAAACACAUUUAGAAAGUAUUAAAAUAUAUAGAUGUAAAGUUUGUAAUAAGAAAUUCUCACAAAGUACUUAUUUAUAUGAACAUGAAAAAAUUCAUAAAGACUUAAAACCAUAUGUGUGUAACAUAUGUAAAAAGAGUUUUAUUUCUCGUCAUAACUAUACUAAUCACUUAAAUCAACACACAGGUGCUAGACCAUUUGUGUGUGAAUUAUGCGGAAAAACGUAUCCGGCAAAUGUAUCUCUAAAAAGGCAUAAAAAAACAAAUCAUACAUGUGAUAUUUGUAAUAAAUUCUACAGUGACCCCAAAGAACUCAAGGUUCACCAGACUACACAUGAAGAAUCUAAGCUGAGGCAGUAUGCAUGCAAAUUGUGUGACAAAUCAUUUAAAAAUCCACGAGCUUUGAACAGACAUCAAUUAACUCAUCUAGUCGAAAAACCGUUUAAGUGCGACUUUUGUCCCAAGUCUUAUAUAAAUUGUACUGUUCUGGCAGUUCAUAGAAGAAAUCAUACUGGUGAAAGGCCAUACAAAUGCAGAUUAUGUAAUAAGACAUAUCCUCAAUUAAGUUCACUUAAUCGACACAAAGCCAUUGUACAUAAAUAAAUGAUUGUCCCUACACCUAAUAUUAUUAAAAGAAUAUGUUAUACAUUAGUAUAGGCAUAUUUCUUUGUACAUAAACAUUAGAAUUAAAAACUAAAUAAAUGUAUGUUACUUUACAAAAUGUAUGACUAAGUUUUUCAAUUAGUUUUAUCAGAAUAAAGUCAAUUAUGAUUUAACACAGAAAACUUAGACUUAGAUGUUGCACAUGUAUGUGUUAUCUUCCAUGCAUAACUUCAUACGACAUAGCACAUUUUUGUUUACUAGUUUCAAUAGUGUUCUGUUAGUAUUGAUAUUAGAGUGAAUUUCCUUAUUAUAAAAUGUAAAGGUAAGACUGUCCCCAAGUAGGAUUUUUUUGGUAGUAUUAUUUUAAAGUAAGUUCUGAUCAUUUUAAAAUGUACUGUUUCAAAAAGGUCAUAACUUACUUAAAAAUAAUAAUAUCAUUAAAUUCUUAUGUGUAUUAAUGAUUAAAUUAAUAAUUUGUGGAUUAAGACAUCACUUUAAUAUAGAAAUGAAAAUUUGCCAUGUCGUACAUGUGUAAGACAGAGACAAAAAAGUAAUAUUGUUAAUACUUUGCAUAUGUAUAGCUGUUGUAAGUAAUCAUGGUAUGUGAGUAUGCUAAUUGACUAUGUGUGUUCUGCCAUAUUGUGAUUUAAGUACUUUUCUUGUUAGUAUUUAUUUAAAAUUUGAUCACAUCAAAUUUGUAUUAUUGCAGAUAUUAUUUGAGCACUACAUAAAAUAAGUUGAAUAUUUUUAAUUAAACCUUGCAUGUUAACCUGGCCUUACUAGUUAAUUUGAGUAUCACACCUUUUGAGAAAUUAUUGGUUUAAAAAUUGUGAACACUUUUAAGUACUACAAUUACUUUUCUGUGUGUGCUUAAUCAUUAGAGGAUGUCUGUAUUUAGUAAUAAAUCAUGUAUGACAAAAUAUUAAAUAUUAUAUUCUAAGCAUA
Myzus persicae (green peach aphid) is the source of this 3705-nucleotide messenger RNA. Its product is annotated as zinc finger protein 345-like. Bases 340 to 2760 code for a protein of 806 amino acids. The transcript is spliced from 4 exons. The record is from RefSeq and is a predicted model, not a curated record. NCBI's taxonomy places the organism in Eukaryota, Metazoa, Arthropoda, Insecta, Hemiptera, Aphididae.